Brienomyrus brachyistius is the source of this 748-nucleotide messenger RNA. It is a transcript of the gene sap18, whose product is annotated as Sin3A-associated protein. Bases 109 to 570 code for a protein of 153 amino acids. Gene Ontology annotation, biological process: negative regulation of DNA-templated transcription. Gene Ontology annotation, cellular component: nucleus. NCBI's taxonomy places the organism in Eukaryota, Metazoa, Chordata, Actinopteri, Osteoglossiformes, Mormyridae. Gene Ontology annotation, molecular function: transcription factor binding; transcription corepressor activity. The transcript has 4 exons. The record is from RefSeq and is a predicted model, not a curated record.
GCCUGGGGUCAGGUUUACGUUGUGAACCGGAAGUAGUAACGAUCGUGUCGGUGUUUGGCGUGGGGUGGUAGCUAUCGAAAUAUACUCGCUUUUUGAAAAGCACAGAAAAUGGCUGUUGAAUCAAGAGUAACACAAGAAGAAAUUAAAAAGGAGCCCGAGAAGCCCGUUGACAGAGAAAAGACUUGUCCUCUGCUUCUGCGGGUUUUCACCACGAACAACGGCAGGCAUCACAGGAUGGACGAGUUUGCUCGGGGUAACGUCCCCUCUAGCGAGCUGCAAAUAUACACCUGGAUGGAUGCUACUCUGAAGGAGCUCACCAGUCUGGUAAAAGAGGUUUACCCUGAGGCUCGAAAAAAAGGCACACAUUUUGGCUUUGCCAUAGUCUACCCGGACCCCAAAAGGCAGGGGUAUAGAGUGAAGGACAUUGGCAAUACUGUGUCGGGUCGGAAAGGUGCUGAUGAUUCCAUGACUCUACAGUCGCAACGUUUCCAGAUUGGCGACUACCUGGAUAUUGCCAUCACACCUCCUAACAGAGCCCCACCCCUUCCCAGUCGCAUGAGGCCCUACUGACACACCACCCCCUCAGUUUUGUAUUGCAUAGGUAGUACCAGUGUUGUCAUGGAGUCGUCUCCCUCUGACUUCAAUAUGCUUACAUCUGAAACUUCCUGUGUUCUAUUCCAACCCUUUGACUUAUAAAGCAAUGGCCAGAGAACUUGUUACGUGAUUUUUCAAUAAAAUUUUAAAUGUA